Messenger RNA from Pochonia chlamydosporia 170, 2436 nucleotides. Its product is annotated as Zn2Cys6 transcription factor. Bases 1 to 2436 code for a protein of 811 amino acids. The transcript has 2 exons. Gene Ontology annotation, biological process: DNA-templated transcription; regulation of transcription by RNA polymerase II. The record is from RefSeq and is a predicted model, not a curated record. Gene Ontology annotation, molecular function: RNA polymerase II cis-regulatory region sequence-specific DNA binding; DNA-binding transcription activator activity, RNA polymerase II-specific; zinc ion binding. Gene Ontology annotation, cellular component: nucleus. NCBI's taxonomy places the organism in Eukaryota, Fungi, Ascomycota, Sordariomycetes, Hypocreales, Clavicipitaceae.
AUGUCUGGAGACGCUGCCACAGCGGCCCCGGCCACUCACAAGCCGUCAUCGACCGGCUCUAACACCAGCUCAUUCGAAAACACUUCCACGCAAAUGCGAACACCACCGCAACAACAUGCCGUUCAUACGCCACCACAAGGAACUGGGGCACAGCCGCUUGGAAUUUCACAGCAGCAGCAGCAGCAACAACAACAACAACAGCAAAGAAGUGUUAAGCGACCAAGGCCAGUCAAGUCUUGUACGGAAUGUCGGAAGCGGAAACUGCGAUGCGACCGUCUUUUACCAUGCUCCCAAUGUCAAAAGUCCACUCGCAUCUGCAAAUAUGCUGCUGAUCAUGACCCAGCAAAUCUGUCAGACGGCUCCGACACGGAACCGGUAGAUAUUAAUCGACCAAAUAAACGCAGCUGUCCACCAGGUACGGCUAAUCCGAACAACGUUACGAACAACGACACUGCCACAACGCCCGCCAAAAAUGGCGGGUCACCAGGGAUGCCGAUGCUGGAGGAUUUGUCUUUGCGGAUGGAGCGAUUGGAGAGGCACAUGCAGGGCCGUAGUCCUGCCCCAACAGAUACCAGUGGUGGCAGAAUAUUGUAUGCGGCUAGCGACACUGUCAGAGGACUUUCGGUCAAGAGCGGCGGUAUGACGACUAGAUUCUUCGGACAACACAGCCCACGAGUGAUGCUGAAUGUGUUUCCCGAAGCUCGGGCUUAUUUAAUGGGCCAGCAUCGAGGCCACGCAUCCGAUGACCUUCUCAAAAGUUUUGGAUUGUUACAUAAACAUAGACAAGACGAGCUGCACCUAGCCAUGAAGCCCAUAACGGUGUUUGUCGAUUCUAUGAUGCCGGUGCAGAAACGCAUGACAGACAUUUUGCCCAAGAAAGAAAUAUGUGACCGCCUCGUCACAAUGUAUUUUGAUACCUCGGAGACGAUAUACAGAAUUCUCCAUGCAAGAACGUUUUAUGAUGCUUACAGCAAGUACUGGGACGGCAAGCUUCAGUCUGAGUCCUUCUUACCCCAGCUACUCUGCGUUUUGUCUGUCGCCUCCCGAUUUGAAACCAAAUCAAGAGGCAUGGGCCAUGAACGUAGUGAAGGGGUACACAUCCCAACAGCGUGCGCCCUGGUUCAAAGCUGGCUGGACAACCUCAAAGGAAAACAGCUCGUCGACAUCACCACUGUGCAGGUUCAAGUUUUACUGAUACACGCAUCAAGAAUGAUCACACCUAGGCUACAGGACUCAUGGAACAAACUGGGCUACGUUUUGCGACUCGCGAUGAGCAUGGGUAUGCAUCGAGAUCCUACAGAGAGCGACCCUCGAAUUCCUGUUUUCUGGGGCGAGAUACGGCGCAGGCUCUGGUUCACGUUGGCAGACAUGGACCUACACAUGUCCAUAGCUUGCAAUAUGCCUGCUUUGCUUCGCGAUGGCGACUUCACAUGCAAACCGCCAAGAAACCUCAACGAUUCUGAGCUCUUCCCGGAUAUGCAAGACCUCCCCCCGACUCGGCCAAUCGACCAGGAGACAGAUAAUCAGAUGCAGGUGUAUGCCGCCAUAACACUGGCAGCUCGUAUGAGAGUAGCGCCACUAGUCAAUCGAAUUGAUUCAAUCCGUGACUAUUCAGAAGUUUUGGAUGUUGGAACAAAAUUGGAACGGUUUCUGGACGACAUCAACUACAUCUUUCCGCGACAAGGAUCGUAUAGCGUGGAUCAAAAGAGCAAACAAUGGCGAAGCCGAGUGAUUCUCGACAUGCAUGUGAGACGACCACUUCUGGCGCUGUACCGUCCUUUGGCGCUUGGAGCACCAGAUGUCCCAGCGGAAAUAUCGCGAUCGUUUUUGAAAUCAUCCGUUGUGAUUUUGAAAUAUCUCGAUGAGCUGGACCCCACACAACCUUCAUACCCAGUGGUAGCGGAGAUGUAUCACCAAAUCUUGAAGCCAGAUAUCAUCUACUGCUCACUGAGUGUCUGCUAUUACAUUCAAUCGGCCGUCCGCCAGAAUUCUGAUUCUGUCAUUUUUAGUCAACAUGGCGGGCCGAGUCUGUCGGUCGCACAAGGGGACGACAUGUCAAUGGUCUCUGCGGAAGUCGUGGUGCCUUGGUCACCUGCGCGGCUGACAUCCACCGUUCAAGAGAGUUUGGAUCUACUCAUCAAGCACAUGGGUGGAGGCGACACCAAGGACAUAUUAUGUCUCGCCGCUGUACUUGAAACUGUUAAGACUGCAGAACCCAACGUUCAGGAGGUGACACGGAAUCUCUAUGCAGUACUGGAUGCUUGUCUGAGAUCGUCCGGCAUACCAAAGGAAAAGCUUCACACAGUUUCAAUGGAUCACUAUGGUGCAGAUUCAUACAUGCACGGCCAACCAGCAUAUGGAUACGCCAAUAGUAUGGGGUCAGGGGGUUCAGCCAGCAAUCUUGCAGGCUGGAUUCUCUGGGAUGGGUGGGAAUGA